This is a messenger RNA of Notothenia coriiceps (black rockcod), 8631 nucleotides long. It is a transcript of the gene celf6, whose product is annotated as CUGBP Elav-like family member 6. The coding region runs from base 53 to 1525 and encodes 490 amino acids. The record is from RefSeq and is a predicted model, not a curated record. The transcript has 13 exons. NCBI's taxonomy places the organism in Eukaryota, Metazoa, Chordata, Actinopteri, Perciformes, Nototheniidae. Gene Ontology annotation, molecular function: RNA binding.
GAGUGAGCGAGAGAGGGAGAGAGAGAGCAGCUCGCCGGCCCAUUGAGGAAAGAUGGCUACAGUCACUGCAAACGGAGUGCAGCAAGAGAAUGGAUUCAGCACCACGAACAGCGCCGGCAGGAUGAACGGGCUCAGCAUCGGCCAGAACACCAUUCCAAUGAAGGACCACGACGCCAUCAAGCUUUUCAUCGGGCAGAUUCCCAGAAACCUGGAGGAAAAGGACCUGAAACCCCUGUUUGAGGAAUUCGGAAAGAUAUACGAACUCACUGUACUGAAAGACAGGUUUACGGGAAUGCAUAAAGGAUGUGCCUUUCUAACAUACUGUGCCAGAGAGUCAGCGCUGAAGGCCCAGAGCGCCCUCCAUGAACAGAAGACUCUGCCAGGGAUGAACCGGCCCAUCCAGGUGAAGCCAGCCGACAGCGAAGGACGAGGAGAAGACAGGAAGCUGUUUGUGGGAAUGCUCGGCAAGCAGCAGAGCGAGGAGGACGUCCGGCGGCUGUUCGAGACCUUCGGCCAGAUCGAGGAGUGCACCGUCCUGCGAGGGCCUGAUGGGGCCAGUAAGGGAUGCGCCUUUGUCAAGUUCUCCAGCCACGCAGAAGCGCAGGCCGCCAUCAACAGCUUGCAUGGUGGACAGACUAUGCCUGGUGCCUCGUCCAGUCUGGUGGUCAAAUUUGCAGACACUGAUAAAGAGCGGACCCUGCGCAGGAUGCACCAGAUGGCGGGCCAGCUCGGCAUCUUCAGUCCCAUGACCAUCCAGUUUGGGGCCUAUGGCGCCUACUCUCAUGCUGUAAGUCUCAGCCCGGCGGGGGAGGAGACGCAGAUGAUGCAACAGCAAGCAGCCCUGAUGGCAGCAACACAAGGGUCCUACAUGAACCCCAUGGCUGCCAUCGCUGCGGCUCAAAUGCAGCAAAUGGCAGCUUUCAAUGUCAACGGCCUGGUGGCUACUCCCAUGACAUCGUCCUCAGGCACCAGCACACCCCCAGGCAUCUCUGCCACAUCCGUGCCCAGCCUAGCCACCACGAUCGGGGUUAACGGAUUCAGUACCCUCCCUCAAAGCAACGGGCAGGCCACUGAGCACGUCUACACCAACGGUAUUCACCCUUACCCAGCACAGAGUCCAACGGUGAACGACCCUCUCCAACAGGCUUAUGCUGGCGUCCAACACUACGCAGCAGCCUACCCUGCCGCCUAUGCGCCAAUCAGCCAAGCGUUCCCCCAGCAACCAACCAUCAUUCCCCAGCAACAGAGGGAAGGGCCAGAAGGUUGCAACCUGUUUAUUUAUCACCUGCCCCAGGAGUUCGGAGAUGCGGAGCUCAUGCAAAUGUUCCUGCCUUUUGGCAACGUCAUCUCCGCCAAAGUGUUUGUGGACCGAGCGACCAAUCAGAGCAAAUGUUUUGGCUUUGUGAGUUUUGAUAACCCGUCCAGUGCUCAAGCCGCCAUCCAGGCCAUGAACGGCUUUCAGAUAGGCAUGAAGAGGCUGAAGGUGCAGCUAAAGCGGCCGAAGGAUGCCAACCGACCUUACUGACUCGUCUGCUGUCCAUACCCAGGAUGAAGGGCCACAACACCUUAUUUCCACAAGUGCAGUAAAAGUACAAAGACUUCUUGCUCUGCUACAUAUCAUGAAGGAAGGGUGGUCCCUUGAUCCUGCUGAAAACCCGCUGAAAGAUUGGGUGGCUGAGAAAAAGGAUCCCAGAGUUGUUGUUGUUUCCUUUUCUUUUUUCUUUCUUCGCACAUGCCUCUUUUUUCCCUGUUUUGCUUUGGCGGCUGUGGAAGAAGAUUUUUUGCAGAGACCAACUUUUUGCUGCUGUUUUUUAGACAUGAUGGGGGAAAAAACCUUUAUAGACUCAUUAUGCUCAAAGCAUGCAUACUGACACAGGAUAUAGAUAAACACACAUAACAAACAAGACAUACACAUUUGAAGAUACUACACUUAAAAAACAAUGAAAAAUGAAAAAAAUGAAAAACUUUGUACAUCUAUAAAUACGUGCAAAUGCCAACUCAAAGACGCAAACACGUGCGUGUGCGCACACACAAACACACACAAACACACACACCAGCCUGCUGCCAUUUUGGUUUUUGUGCCUACACAGGUGUUGUGCUCUGUGACAGGGCGAGCUCUGGAUCAAAGAAGAAGAAGAAGAGGGAGAAGAAGAGGAAGAGGAGGGAGAGGAGAAUCCAGGAUAAUUUACAUGCAUCAUUCCUUAGGAAAUAGGGACCAAAGGACUAAACGCUUUUUAAAAGAAUAUAAAUAUAUAAAUAUAUAAAUAUAUAUUUAAAAACUCAUACCUUGUAGCUGCAAGUAUUACAAUUUACUCGUAGUCAAAAAAAUCAUUAAAUCAAUAUCCAGUGGCCUACUGUAAGUAUGAAUAAAAGAAAAUGGAAAUAAUGUAUAAAAAAAGAAAUGGCAUCGUAGUAUAGGGGAUGAUCUUUUGCUCUGGAUGCUGAUUUAGCGCCAGGUUGUAGUAUAGUAAAGUAGAUUAGAAAAACAAUGUAGAUUUGCUAACUUUUGCUGUUGUUUAAAAAAAAUACUUGAAGUCGUAAUGAAAAGUGGGCAAAAGUGAAGGAAAAUGGAAAACAUUCAUCCGCCCCUGUACGCAACGAGUCUCUUUCUCUUGGAUGUUAAGGUAUCAGCCACUGGAUAUCUCGCUCAUCAUGAUGUUUAAGUCACCGCACUCUCUGACAGCUAUGAACAGACUGUUCUGGAAGAAAAAAAAGUGUAAAAAAAAAGAAGACAGAACUAACUCAUGUCUGUGCUGGACAGGGUGUGCAGACGUCUGAGGCUUCUCACUGGCCUUUGUGUUCAAGCGACAAUCCACUGUAAAGACCAAGCAAAUGGACAUGGGGUGUGUUUUUCUUUUUUUUCUUGACCUUUUGUAUUGCAACAAGGAGUGUGAAUUAUGAAGCCACAAGUUGUUAAGGGGUAAUGGUUCUACUUAGAGAGAUGGACAAAUGGACGGUCAUGAGGGCAACAGAAGGUGACAGCUACUGAAACUGCCAGCAGAAUGAACUCAGUAUACAAAUGAAAUGGCCCUUAGGAAAUCUGUCAGAAAAAACGAAGUAUGCCUGGUGUACACAAGCAGGACAAUAACUGACAGGCCAAGGAUACACACUAUGUGUCCACUGCAUCAGCUGCAAAACCCGGAUACAUUUCACCUCCUGUCUCCUUGCAGAGAAACACUCCCUGAAGACAAACUAUUUACGGUAUCAAUGGCAAGGAAGUGCAGGCUUUUAGAGCUAAUUUUGCUCUGUCAAAUAUAAUGUAAAUUCCUCUAUUAACAUGUUCCCCGCCCUGCUUUUCAUCAUGUAUUAUACAAAGAGCCAACGCUUAAACAGACAAUAUUUAAACUCCAUUAUUCAGCUCGCUUGUAGCCACCCUGACACUGACGCCAGGCAGGACAGAGAAAAGCACUCCACUCUUGUCAUGUCCUGAUUUAAAGCCUUUAUUUUGACUGUUUUAGAGCUCUGGAUGCAGGCUCUUCUCUAAAAAGCAGAUCAAUAUGUUUGGCAUGAGUCUAGAGGGAGGAGCGAUGCUGCUUCAGUCACUCUCAACACUUCCCAAUUUUCUCACCAGCUCACAUCCGUACACCAGCCCUUUGAGCGGUGGCAGCUGGCGGUAAGAGGCAUGGCUAGGCAAGGAGGGAAGGAGGGGAAGAGAGGAAGUCAACAACCAAACAUGACAUCAGGAUCUUUCAGACAUAUGCUUCUAGGAUAAAGGCCAAUGACUUAAUCUGGAAAUGUAGAAGCUGUAAACAAGCUCCUGGUGGCAAACACUAUACUGUAUGUGCUUUUGAAAAACAGGGUUCAAACGUUUAGAAAUUAGGCUCAAAUCCAACCAAUUCCUAUUUACUACUGAGACUAAUAAAGGUAUUCUGAUUCUGACUCUCCUCCUUGCCAUUCCAUCCUUUUUACCGCUAGCUUUGCUCAGAGAGAAAUAUAAAAAAUCACUGAAGGAGGGACUGAAACAUGUGCCAGCCAAUAGCUAAAUGCACCGCUCUUCUUGGAGAUUUACAUAAGCGGAAGGUUUUAAUUUGAUAUCAACGUGCCAUAUAACCCCCUCUCUUUCCGGUGUCCUAAGAGCAGCCAUGCCUUUCUAAACCUCUGUGCAACUGUUCAGCAGCUCUCUCCCCUUGGAACAGCAUUUUCAAACCUGGCUAAUGUCUGCGCUCACUACCCUUCAAUUAUCUCCUGCACCGUAUUAGACAUGCUAUUUCACCUUUCCCUCUAAUCACAGUGUAAUCACCAGCCUCUAUACAUUAGCAGCAACCAAGUGAAAAAUCACCGGGAUAAUCACUUGGACCAAAUGACGGGAGAGAUGGUCCCCUGCAUGCACGUGGAUGACAGAAGGAAGAUUAGAGAGAAUUAUGUUUGUGCCUUCUCCCUGGCAAGGCUGCUGACAGCUGACCUGGCACCAAUAACACUGCGAAAUGUACUCAAAGCGGCAAAGGAAGAUGUGGGAUAAAACCUUCCAUGUCAUAGCAAGGUGUUUAAAAAGGAGAUUAGCAAAAACUAAAAGAGAAAGCUGGACGAUACAACCAUAUUCUUCAAACACUCAAAUUGGGUCAAAACCAACAAUUUAAAGGAAAAUCUGCAAUUCUUAAGAAGUAUCUUCAUCUCUUUUUAUUUCACAAAAUGUAAUUGUUUAAUAAAUACACGCAUAUACAAUUAUUGCAAAGCACCUGAAAGAAUAUUUUAGAAGCACAGUACUUCUUUAGUUUGAAAUUUGUGGCCAUUAAAACACAGCUUUUUAAACAUGGUAUUCAAAUAAAAAGUAGAGUAGCCCUCCCAUUCAACGAUUAAUUGGAAGCUAUAGUGGAAAUGCAGUAAGCUACAUGUUUUGUCGUUGAGUGAAGUGGGUCAAAACAAAGCCAUGUUCUGCAAACCGAUUUGUGCUCAUUCAUGUGAAGCUGAACUAAUCGAUGGGAAAUCUAAUGUUGCAUGAGCAAUGACAUUUCCUGUGCUUGUCUCUGCCAUCUUUAGAAUACAUUCUGCGAGUGAGGCGCUGUCAGGCUGAACAUGAACUCUGCAUGCCUGCUCCGCUGAUCUCCUCUCUGUCUUAUAUCUGAUGCUGUGUGAGUUCCCUCUGCUAAUGGCAGGUUGAGUCCCCAGUGAGCCAAACAAAACCUCGCCUGGUAUCCUGCUGUCUGCUUGGCUAACAGUGCAGUGUUCAUGUAGCAUCAAUGCUAUGCCAGGGCUAAAUUAGGCUUUGUGAAAUCAGAAUUUCAACACUUUUAACAACGGUUGCUGUUAUAGCUUAUACACUCAGGGGAGGGUGUUACUGAGGUGACGUGCAUUACAAACAGAAAUAGCUCUGAAACCUGCUCGGAAACUACCAAAACAUGAAAAGGAAGUAGUCUCCGCCCGCCCUGUCUGUCUACUCUUGUUAUAAAUCCAGGCCAUGUUUCACCUCUAAGAGCAAUGAUAAACCCAGAAGGCACUAAGCUGUUGCCAAAAAGGAUAUUGUGUAUGUCCUCUAAUUUAAAAAGAUAAAAAAAGAACAUGGCAUUUUAACCUAAAGGAAUCAGUAUGAAUCAAAUUAUUGUGAGAGUAAAACAUGCAAAGCAAAUCCUUCAAGGCAAUGUCAAGUAUUAUGUCCAUACCCCCGAAGCAUACAGCUUUUCUUCUCUUCUCACACUGCCUUUUUUUUUUUUUUAGCAAUCAGUGAUUUAGUGUGCACAUAUCCAGCACUCUCAGUAUGAGCUCACUGACACUGAUGCGUGCACCCACUCUGACCCUGUAUUAUUAAACGAGAAUUUGGGGGGUUUAUACAUAAUAUACCCUUUUCCUCAGCUGCCACUACACCACUGCUUAUAAGGUCAGUUCUCUAGAGGACCGUGUAUCCUUAGAAGGCCCCAGCCAAUGGCAGGCGGAGUAGAGAACUGCUGGAGCAUGUCUACGAGUCCCCAACCCCCUGGGUGCAUAACACUCACCCUAAAAUAGCAGAGAUUGUCAAGGAAAGGAAGUGAAAUGUAAUUGACUGAAAGUGGAGAGAUAAUUAAAGGAACCUGUUGGACAGGAGGGAAGAAAUUAAUGCCUCUCAUUUAAUAGCUGCUUUGGGAGAGAGCUUUUCCGUCAUUUCACUCACUUUGCAGCGGAGAGGGUUUUGCUGUGGAAAUGGGAUUUAGUAUGGAAAAGGGGUGGAGAUUGAAACAGGCACUGGGUGGCGGGGGUGCUUUGUGCUAAACUGACACUCCACAAAAUCACUCCCAAUGCUCAAGGCAUCAGGCGCUAUGAUGUCAUGAUUAGUGGAGAGGUUCAGAGCCUUGCAUUAUCCAUGAUCCUGAGGGAGGUCGGGCAGAAUCACAUAUAAGAAGUGAGCCAGCAGAAAGGCAGAUGAAACACCUUUGCAUGUAUUGUAUCGCCAUCCAAUUCCAACUGACUAACUAACUAACUACAAAGAAACCUGCCAUUUUUCGCACAGUGAAACGCUGAAGGUGUCUGAUUACAUUCAACAACAUGGCUGACAGUAAUGAAGACUUUUUGUAUUCCUUAAUGUAAAUAGCCUAUUAAAUACAAAAACAGAGGACGGUUGUAUAGCAGCUGGUGUUGAGAAUCCCAACUCUGUGGGACAAUGAUGUCACUAUAAAAUGUAUCCACAGCAGUGCAGGGAUCUAGGAGAGUUGUAGUUCCCUUAAGCCCCUUAAGUUUGGGCUCUGAACAUGAACAGCAUCCUACAACCCUGAGCGUCGGACCAAGGCUUAGGGAAGUGUUUGACUUAGUGUCAAAGCUAAGCCACAGCCCCGAAGUGAUCCGUUAAUUAAGAUUCUGUGUUCACCGACUUGUCAUGAUUUUUCUGACAGAAGGAAGAUCGCCUGUGCGGUAAUUGGAUUAGUCCAUUUGGGGCUGAUGAACAGAUAUGACAGUGACAGUAGAGUUCAUCCAUCUGCAUGCUCACCGCAAAAAACAAAAAAAAUGCAAAAAGCAUCAGCCAUCACGACUACACUUUUUAAAAUUCAUUAGAAGUGAAAGUUUGGGCUUUUUAAGGAGGUUAGUUUUGCAAAAAUGUAAACUCCAGGUUCGUUCGACAUGUACAUAAUUCAUUUUCGAGUCACACGGUGGAACCCACAUGUACGUGGUUCGGCCACGAUUGGAGGAAGGGGAGAAACAAGAGAACAUUUGUUGUAGAACCCAGCAGAACCCCCUGCCAGCUCGACCCAAUCUGCCACAGCUCUCCUUGACCACACAGCUGCGUUUCUCCUGUACAUACAAUAUAGCUUAUUUUUCAAUUAUGUUGAACCUUCUUUAUAAGCCGUACAAUAGAACAUGUUCAAACGUUUAAAAAAGAAAAAAGAAUAGUUAAUAUAUUUCAGUGAAACUAAGAAAAAGGAACCUAUGAAAUAAUUUAUCCAAAUGAUGAAAUGAUGUUAUUUCUUGUAUAGUGAAGCACUGAUGUUCAAAAAUGGGAUUUUAUACUCAUGUUGGUUCUUUUAUUUCUUUUCUGCUUUGUUAUUAUCUGCUGAAGCUGGGAUAGACCCAUUGUCAUGAGGUUUAUUCGGAUAUACUUUGAUCAUUUUUUCUUUAUUCUGUUUUUUUUCUGGCUGCACAAUCCCUGUAUGAAAUCCCUCGCGGAUGGGCAAGUUCAAAGAGGUCUUUUUUGCUCACAGGAAGCUCUUAAAUCAAUACAAGAAUUAACAAACUGCACUGUAAAAUGGAUAAUUGAUGGUACCUGUCAUGUGGAUUCAGAAAAAUGAGUCCAAUGCAUAACUGGGUUUAAACGAAUCAGCAUUGCAUGUUCAAAAAGAAUCUCAUUUGAGGCCUUUUGUUGUUUGGAGAAAAAAAAAAAAGACAAAAAAAUGUCAAACUUUUCAGUCAGAAUGGUUUGAGACCGACGCUGUCAUAUCUCAUUGUCUUUAGGCCAUUUAUGUAAUGUUUUUAUCUUGUCUAUCUCUAUCACAAUGUAAUUGUUAUUUACUUUUUUUCAAAGGGUUGACAUAUCUGUUCAUUUCAUCUUCUCUGUUAUUACAAAAGAAACGUUUUUUUUCCACGGUUUAUCUGAUCCCAUCCACUGAAGACAUUGUACCAACAGUAGAUAGCGCCACAUUGCUUUAUUCCAGUCAGGUUGACUUGUUAACACAAGGAGGGAAUUCUGCCUUAAACCCAGCCUGUUCUCUCCGACAGUACUACCUGUGAGCCGCGGUCAGACACACUGUAUUCUGGGGAUGCCAAAUGUACUAUCUUAAAAAAAAUCUGUUGUGAAGACAUCAUACACUCCACCAGUCAGUUUUGCCUCAAGCCCAUUCUGACACACAUUUAGGAUGUGGUCACCCACCUCCAUUUCCAUUGGUUACAAGGACCAAAAUGUAAACAGCUAACUGAGCAGUUUGCUCCAAUCAAGCAUUCAAUGAGAGCCUUUAAAGAAUUUACAUUGAGUUGUAGGUGACUUUGCACCAUGUAUAUUUGUAUCAUAAAUCAUUACAUUCCCAGCUUCACUAUCUAGUUUCAUCUAUUCAUAUGUUCUCAUGACUUGAACAAUCUUUUUUUUUUUGGUUUAAAACAGAGAUGUAAUUUGAAAUAGCGUUGGCUCGGGUCCCUGAUUCGGGGUGAUAUCUCCUAUAGUGCUCCUGAACUCUGUAGUUCUCUAGUUCAUUAUAUUCUGCUUAGACUAAAAUAAAGCACAGUCCUGUAGAAGAUUGA